This is a messenger RNA of Phalacrocorax carbo (great cormorant), 3724 nucleotides long. The record is from RefSeq and is a predicted model, not a curated record. Lineage: Eukaryota; Metazoa; Chordata; Aves; Suliformes; Phalacrocoracidae.
GGCGCACGGGGACAGAUGGGCGCGGAGUGGUGGGCAGCGGAGGUUGGUGGCAGGCGGUAAAGAGAAUAAAAAGAAGGGAACCUUGCUUUCUUAAUUUAUUUUUUUCCCCUCUCUAUUUUCCCCCACCCACCUCCGCUCUUUCUCCAUCUUUGUGAAGCGGUUUUUGGACCAAGUUUUCUUCAGACCGUCUGGGCUUGACUUUUUAAUUUUUUUGUUGUUUUUGUUUUUUUUACAAGGCGUUUUGUUUUAUAAUUUUUUUUCCUGAGUGUUGUGUGUGGCCAAAAAAAAAAAGAGUUCGUGUCAAGCCAAGUGAUUCAGGCGCUCUGCAGGGAGGAGGGGGGGAAGAAGGAAAAAGUUGCCUUUGUUGCUAGCGAGCUCUUACUACCUUUAUGUAAGUGAGGGCAGGCGGCUGAAGAGAGGGUCGGCGUGCGUGUCCGGCAGCGCAGCUCGCCUGCCUCCCCGCGCCGGCUGGGCUGCGGGUGGCCGCCGGCUCCGCUCCUGCAGCCCCCUCGGAGGCGGCGCGGGUUCUGCCUGCUGCUCCGCUCCCAUCCGCCCGCGGCGGCUGCGCUCCCGCGGAGGGCUCUGCCCGUGCCGCUCCCCGGCCCGGGGUGCGCGGGGGCGCCUCCCGGCGGCCCCCCUCCGCCGGUUGCCAUGGUGCCGCGCCCCGGCGUGCUGUGGGCAGUGGCGGCGGCGGCGCUGGCGCUGCUGGUCCGGCGGGCGGCGGCGGCGCUGGCGGGGCCGGUGGUCCGCUGCGAGCCCUGCGACGCGCGGGCGCUGCAGCAGUGCAAGCCCCUUCAGCCCGACUGCGCUGAGCGGGUGCGGGAGCCGGGCUGCGGCUGCUGCCUCACCUGCGCCCUGCGCCUGGGGCAGCCCUGCGGCAUCUACACCGAGCGCUGCGGCGCCGGCCUCAGCUGCCAGCCGCUCCGGGAGGAGGCGCGGCCGCUGCAGGCGCUGCUGGAGGGCCGCGGGCUCUGCACCAACGCCACGGCGGGCGGCAAGCUGCGGACCUUCCUCUUGCCGGGACCGCACGCUGCAGGAAAUUCCAGUGAUUCAGAAGAAGACGACCAGAGUACCAGCAGCAUUGAAAAUCAGGCCAUCCUGAACCCUCAUAGGGUGCCAGAUUCCAAAUCACAUCCACCCCACAUCAAAAUAGAUAUCAUCAGGAAAGUGCAAGCUAAAAACACACAGCGCUAUAAAGUGGAAUAUGAUUCACAAAGUACAGAUACACAGAAUUUCUCUUCUGAAUCCAAACAAGAGACUGAAUACGGUCCCUGUCGUAGAGAAAUGGAAGACACUUUAAACCACCUAAAGAUCCUGAAUGUCUUGAGUCCCAGGGGUUUUCAUAUUCCAAAUUGUGACAAGAAAGGGUUCUACAAGAAAAAGCAAUGUCGCCCAUCCAAAGGCCGAAAGAGAGGUUACUGCUGGUGUGUCGAUAAAUAUGGACAGCCGCUUCCUGGGUAUGAUGGGAAGGGAAAAGGAGAUGUCCACUGCUAUAACUUGGAGAGUAAAUGAGGGCUGGGUGCCAGCUCUUCUGGCAUCUGUGCGUGGCUGCUGGACCUUGCAGAGACCUUGGAGGGGCUGGGCAAGCACUGUGGACUGCGUUGCACGUUGAGUAACGAGCUCUGUUGUCCGGUAUCGAUGGAGAGUCGCAGCCUCUGCGGAUGCUGCUGCAGCUCACCCCACCACUGACACGUAUUGGGCUUCCUAUAGGAUGUGUAGGGAGCUCGGAAUUCCCACGUAAACCUGCACUAUUGAUACCCAGAGAGAGAAAAAAACAAAAGGCACUUCAGAAUGGAUUCAGGGAAUCUCCACUGACUUUUUAAAAAAUGGCCUGUGACCAAUUUGAUCCCGAAAGAUACUGGUGUUUUAUUUUAAAGAAUUUAUAGAUUGUAAGCUUGUAAAAGUGUUAAAGAAAAAACCAAAACAAAACAAAAUACCACAAGGAUUUAAAGGUUAAGCUUUUUUUUUUUACAGGUCUGACAGGAAACUUAUCUUCACGGGUAAAAAGUUUUAUAAAAGUCUCAAAGAACUUUUUAAAGAAACUUAUUUCUAAAAUAAAGACAUGGCUAUUUUUUCUGUAAAAUAUAUUAUGAAUAUUCUGUUAGUCUGUAUUUAAUAUAAUUGUUUUUUAAUAAACUUUAUUUAAAUGUAACAUGUGAAUACCAAAUACUACACAAUAAUUCUAGUGUAUACUUCUGUAUGCAAAGAGAAAGUAAGGGUAUGGAAUCUUUUACAAAUAUGUAUAGAUCCAUAUGCAUACACACUGACUAUUCUAGAUAAGAGAAGUGAAUUUGUGGAGUGAAGGAAGUGUUUCCAGAAGAUAUUGAGUUUUGUUAUUCAAAGCAACUACAAAUACCAAGAUAAUUUUUUUUUUUGUAUUUUUAUUUUGUUGUUAUUUCUAAUGUACCCAUCACUGAAUUAUGCCACUGGAAAGGAUAACGGUUGCACUGAAGCUCUCAGUAAAGUUUCCUUCUGUCUGUCCUUCACUUCAGUUUGUGCAACAUAGCUUACAUUUCCUCCAUUUCCUGCUCAUGCUAAUACAGAAUAUUGAUGGACAAAAAAUUGCCAUUACAGUACCACCCUUUCUGUUUGCUUAUUUAUUUUGAAAAGCUGUAUCUAUUCUGUGUUGUCUUGGUACACUCUACCAAAGCACAUAUUCUGUACAAGGAACUCCUGUUUAAAACAAUGCUGACAAGAUGGGGGGAUUGAGGACCCGGGUGUUGAGACCCCUGUGCUUCAUUUAUGCUAUGCAAAAUUGUUGCUUGCUUUGACUUUGGUAGAAAUGAUUUGCCUGUAUGUAAGCAUAGAAUAAGAACCAUGGGGUUUAAAUAUUUAAACCAACUGUCUGCCAUGAUGUUAUAUGUCCUUUUAAUCAGAAGAGAAGUGAUUUGGUUUUGUUCUGGUAUGUGAUGCUUUCACAUAAGGAAUACUUUGGCAACAUUUUGAGGCUGAUAAUUUACUGAACUUCAUGACAAAUUUUGUAUGACAAUGAAAUCAGGAUAAGGAAAGGUGGCCUGUGAAAUGUAACAUCUCUCUGGAAAGUAAUGCCAUAUUUUGUAUAUGUAUUUAUUUAUAUAUUUUAUAUAAAUAUUUGAUAUAUUUAUAUAAAUAUAUAAUAUAUUCUUAUAUGUGUCACUAUAAAUGUUUGAUGUCACUGUAGAAAAAAGACGCCAUCGACACUGUAAUUUCCUGUUGGGUUGGGAACUGUAUGGAGACUGAGGGUAGAGGGUUUCAAGUCGAUGGGGCCAGGGGUUGUGCUGACGGAGGGGAGACGACAGGGCUUAGGAGCGCAUUCCUCUCCUGCACCAUUAAUUACAAACACCUUUGUUCCUGCCAAUGUCUUGAAAUUCUGACAUGGAAAGGUUUGGAUGUGCAGCUUGCCAGGAUUGAGACAGCCAGUCACCAUAAAUUAGAUGUUUAAAGCCUUACCCUGAAAUGUAUUAACUGGACAGCCCUGUGUGCAUUCCGCACAUCUUCCUAAUGUCUAUAUAAUGAAAAGGAUUCACAUAAUUGUUAAAAUUGAUAUUUUUUAACCUUAGAGUAAGAAAAAAGUAUACAUAAAGUGACGCUUACUCCAGGCUAAUACAGAUUUCCUGACAGAUGGUUACAGAAAGCUUUGUGAAGUGAAGAUUAUUGCAAUAUUUUUGCUGCUAAUGCAAAUGUAAUGCCUGCGAAGAUUUGUUGGCAAAAAAAAUAAAUUCUGGGCCUUUUUUCUUUUUUUAAA